Molecule: messenger RNA, 316 nt
Organism: Aspergillus eucalypticola CBS 122712
Lineage: Eukaryota; Fungi; Ascomycota; Eurotiomycetes; Eurotiales; Aspergillaceae
Exons: 1
Coding region: 25-270 (81 amino acids)
Source: RefSeq, a predicted model, not a curated record
UAUCCAUCCCUCCCUUCUGGGCUGAUGGAUGGCUUCACACCAUCUUCUCCUCCACCACCAUCCACUAUCAUCAACAUCAUCAUCAUCAUCAUCAACCAACUACCACCAACCCGAGGACACCGUGCGGCUCCACUUUUCCAUGAUCCUGCCCUGAAAAAGCCGCCAGCCUAUGAGAGCGGACGUGCGCGCACGCCCUGGCCAAUCGUUGCCGCGCCCGUCCAUCGUUGCGGGAACCUGAACCCAAACGUGGAGCUGACCGCGCAGGGCUGACCUGCCUAUUUAGUAGCCCUCGUUGUCCGAAGGUAGCAACUUAAGC